GUCAUAUUGAAGAUAUCAUCAAUUGGAAUAAUCAUUAAAGUCGCUGAUUGUAUUGACACCGAAGCUUAUAGGUGUAGAAGAGUUCAUACCAGGCUGAUCAAAACAGAAUGGUCAAGACCGAAUUUUAUGAAGAGACGAAGAUCGUAUGUUCGUUCUGUCUUGAUGGAUUUCGUUGAGUGUUGGCUAAUUAAUCUUUCAGAGCAAGAUACCCGAGAAGCACUUUUAUUUAAUUUCAAUA
Funneliformis geosporum is the source of this 238-nucleotide messenger RNA. The record is from the annotation of a GenBank genome assembly. NCBI's taxonomy places the organism in Eukaryota, Fungi, Glomeromycota, Glomeromycetes, Glomerales, Glomeraceae.